Calliphora vicina (urban bluebottle blowfly) is the source of this 1062-nucleotide messenger RNA. Its product is annotated as putative nuclease HARBI1. Bases 1 to 1062 code for a protein of 353 amino acids. The record is from RefSeq and is a predicted model, not a curated record. The transcript has 3 exons. Lineage: Eukaryota; Metazoa; Arthropoda; Insecta; Diptera; Calliphoridae.
AUGCCUGGAGCUUCUGUUUUAUCUUUAAUGGAAUUAAAAAAAAGGCAGUUAAGAGAUGAACGUAUUAAAAAGCGUUGUUUGCGAGUAUUAUCAGAUCCAGUGGAUAUGAACGAAACAUUAUUCAUAUCAUACUACCGACUGAACAAAGCUGCAUUUCAAAUGGUAUUGGGAGAGCUAGCUCCACUAUUGCCAAAGUGCUCUAUUCCGGAGAGUAUACAACUAGCAUCUGUGCUGAGAUUUUUAGCAGUUGGAUCCUACCAAGGCGUUAUAGCCAAUGACGCAAACUUAUCCAUGGGACGCUACACCUUCUGCAAAAUCUUAUGGAAAGUAAUGCCUUUGUUAGAGGAAACAUUGUGUUCAAAAUGGAUUAGCAUUGUUUUAGAUCACCAGGAACAGAGUGCUUCGAAAACACAUUUCUACCAAAAAUUUGGUAUACCCGGCGUAGUUGGAUGUGUUGACGGGACACUCAUUCGACUAACGAAACCACCAUCGGAUCAUGCUUUAUAUUUCAGCAGAAAGGGACACUACAGCAUUAAUGCUAUGAUGGUUUGUGAUUAUGAUUUACGUAUUCUAGCUGUAGAUGCAUGUAGACCUGGCUCAUGUCAUGAUUCAUUUGUAUGGAAUAUGAGUGAUGUUAAAAGAUACUAUUUAGAAUUGUAUGAUGAAGGCAACCACAAUUUUCGAAUCUUAGGAGAUUCUGGAUAUCCACUAAAACCAUACUUAUUAACACCGUACAAAAAUCCUUCCUAUGGUACUGUACAGUAUACUUUCAACCUAAAACAUGCAUCUGCUAGAAACGUUGUGGAAAGAACCAUAGGUGUCCUCAAAAGCCGGUUUAGAUGCCUUCAAAAUGUUCUUCCAUAUAAUCCAUCAAAAGUAGUAACAAUCAUCAAUGUAUGUUGUGCAUUGCAUAACAUAUGCAAACAUUUUGGUAUUACAACGGCCGAAGCACUUAUUACGAGUGUAAGUGAUGAUGAUUUUGAAAUGGAAGAUGAUGAAUAUGACAACACAGCAGUGAAUAUACGAGAUAGAAUAGCCCAGUCCCUAAACACAAACAGAUAG